Hyla sarda is the source of this 1397-nucleotide messenger RNA. It is a transcript of the gene FOXL1, whose product is annotated as forkhead box L1. Lineage: Eukaryota; Metazoa; Chordata; Amphibia; Anura; Hylidae. The record is from RefSeq and is a predicted model, not a curated record. Gene Ontology annotation, biological process: cell differentiation; regulation of transcription by RNA polymerase II; anatomical structure morphogenesis. Gene Ontology annotation, molecular function: RNA polymerase II cis-regulatory region sequence-specific DNA binding; DNA-binding transcription factor activity, RNA polymerase II-specific. The transcript has a single exon. Bases 72 to 1244 code for a protein of 390 amino acids.
GCACAGUGCUGCUGCAGCCCUCACACAGUCCUGGAUAAGUCCUGGGGUCUCUUCUUCUUUCUUCUGCUACCAUGAGCCGCAUCUACAACCACCAGCUACCUCAGCUGGGCAAUGACUUGUCCAGGCCACCCCUGGUCUACCUCUAUGGAGCAGACAGGACACUCAUGCCCACCUUGGGAUUUGCCUCUACCAGUGUCAUCACCAGGCAGGAGCUACCCCAGAAGCCACCUUACAGCUACAUCGCCUUAAUAGCCAUGGCCAUAAAGGACUCUCCAGACCACAAGGUGACCCUCAAUGGCAUCUACCAGUUCAUCAUGGACCGUUUCCCUUUCUACCACGACAACAAGCAAGGAUGGCAGAACUCUAUCAGGCACAACCUGUCCCUCAAUGACUGCUUCAUCAAAGUGCCAAGAGAGAAGGGGAGACCGGGGAAGGGCAGCUACUGGACCCUUGACCCCAAGUGUCUGGACAUGUUUGAAAAUGGCAACUUUAGACGUAGGAAAAGAAAACAAAAAAACCUUCUUUCUCAGGAAUCCAAGAGGUGUAAAGAAGAAGCAACAGAAGACGUGGAGGAGUCUUCAGGGGAAGGACAACCUACCUACCAGAGGUCAGUGAUUAAGGGUCCUUACAAGGAGCAGGGCUCUGACUGCAGGAAGGACAGUGUUGGGGAACUGUCCACUUCAGAUGAAGAAGGGAACUCUAUAGAAGUGAGCAGAGAUUGCAGUCACCCACAGAUGACCUCUGUCACUUUCAUGGACAAUUCACAGACACCCGGAUGCUCCACUUCCUUCUACUUAUCUGUGCCUCUACUUACUGACAAGGGGACAUUAUCUGUAGCCAAGGAUGUGGGAAACAAGGCCCCUCAGGAGGAGGAAAGACCACUGAAGAGCGAGCAAGAUCUGGGGUCAGACGAGCACUUAGAAGAUGCCAGCACCGAGGGACCAGGAGCGCAGACCCAACAUCAUCAUCACCUUCAGCCAAAGUCUCCAGAACAAGCACCACCAAAGCACCCCAAAAGCUUCAGCAUAGACAGCAUCCUGAGCCGGGGAAGUAGGGGUACAGGGGUGUCUAAGCUGACUGUGGACUGUAUGUCUGGCAGCUGUAGGUAUAACCCCAGCAUCUGCCCUGUGUUUAAUGCCUCUGUGAUGAUCGACUCUCAGGUACAGGGGAGAUUCUACCACAUUGGGGUUCCCAUCCUCUCCUAUCUGCCUGUGACUCUGACAGAAUCCGGCAUACCUAAAUAAGAACAAGAAACUGUCUUUUGUUUAGACACCUUGGACAUUUCUGGGACUAGUAGUUCUUCUGAGCCUAUGAUAUCAUGCUUUACUUUUAUUUGACUUUAUAGUUAAGUACAUGUGGGGUUUUACCCAGACACAUUCCUCUGGGUCAGUGUUUGA